AAGAAAGCUGUCUUAUCAAUUGUUUAAUUCUUUUCUGCCAAAUUCUAUGAUUAUAUUUUUCACACAAUAAGAAAAGGACAAAAAGAGUUAUCUUGCAAAAUCAAUAUCUACAGAUUGCCUCAAUUAUAUUAAUCAUUGAGGAGUUCCUCUUGAAGAUUGAAGCAUGGCAUCCUGCAGUCUUCUCGUUGUUUUUCUCUUGGGUGUAAACCUCCUUUUACUAGUUUCUGCAAGUUCUGGAAUUAAUUCUGAUGUGUCUGAAAUUCCUGUGAAUGACGUCACUGAGGGAAGCCUGAAAGUGGAAGCCCUCCCCACUAUUAUUUCCAAUUGUGAUUGUGGAACUGGCUCCAUAGCAUGCGUCAAAGUAGGUGAACAAAAAGUUUGUCUUUGCGAAGAUGGUAGAGCUCAAAGAGGAGACACAUGCGAAGUUGUUGUUUCUGCUGGAUGGAGAACAGGCGGCAUCAUCCUAAUUGUGCUUUUCAUUAUCACCCUUUUAGGAUUUGGAUUCUUCGUUUACAAAAGCAGGCAAUAGUAAACGAAGAGAUUGCUUUGAUGGAAGAGAUUACAUUGAAAAGAUUACUGGACAAUUAAAAAUCAUCAAAGAUAUUGAAUAUUUAUUACAUAAUGACCAUUUAUUGAAAUUUUAUGUUGUCUUCUUUCGAAAUUCGUAAUUUUUUCAGCUCUCGUAAAAAAUGUUUUUUUUUUCUUCUU
Molecule: messenger RNA, 708 nt
Organism: Parasteatoda tepidariorum (common house spider)
Lineage: Eukaryota; Metazoa; Arthropoda; Arachnida; Araneae; Theridiidae
Source: RefSeq, a predicted model, not a curated record